AUGGAUCAGGAGCUGAGCAGGCCAACAUGGAGCAGGCAGCUGGAGUUCACCCUGGCUGGUAUUGGUUGUGCCGUGGGUCUGGGCAACGUAUGGAGGUUUCCUUAUCUCUGCUACAGGAGUGGAGGAGGUGCAUUUCUGGUGCCUUACCUACUCAUGCUGGUGGUGCUGGGGCUUCCUCUGCUCUACAUGGAGCUGACAUUGGGACAGUACAUGAGGAGAGGGCCUGUCCAGGCUUUGGCUAAUGCCUGCCCACUGCUUAAAGGAGUGGGCAUGGCAUCAGUGGCCAUCUCCUUCAUCAUGUGUACCUACUACAAUGUCGUCAUUACCUGGGGCCUAUAUUAUCUGUUCAGCUCCUUCCAGGCACCGCUACCCUGGCAGAACUGCAACAACACCUGGAAUACACCAAACUGCACCGAUCAUGCCAACAACAGCAACAUAUACACUUCUACAGCUAGCCAGGAGUUCUUCAAUUACAAGAUGCUGGAGCGGACUAGGGGAGUGGAGGAGACAGGAGGGAUGCGGUGGGAGCUUUUUCUUAUACUCCUAUUGGCCUGGAUCCUCAUUUACCUUUGCAUCUUCAAGGGGGUGAAGUCAACAGGCAAGGUUGUGUACGUCACGGCACUGCUCCCCUAUGUUAUACUGUUUGCACUGCUGAUCAACAACGUGCAGCUUCCUGGGGCUUUGGAUGGGAUAAACUUCUUCAUUGUGCCAGAUUGGGAUAAACUACUCAGCAUGGAGGUCUGGGUCAAUGCUGCAGCUCAGAUCUUCAACUCCAUUGGGAUCGGUUUCGGCUCCCUCAUGGCCAUGUCCAGCUACAACUCCUUCAGCAACAACGUUCUUAAAGAUACGCUGGCUAUAUCCAUCAUCAACUCCUUCACGAGUAUACUGGCAGGGUUUGUCAUUUUCUCUGCCUUUGGAUACAUGUCUUACCUACAGGGCAUUCCUGUCAGUGAACUGGCUGUUGAUGGUCCAGGACUGGUUUUUGUUGUUUACCCACAAGCCUUUGCUACCAUGCCAGUGGCUCAGCUGUGGGCUGUUCUGUUCUUCUUCAUGCUGUUCUGCCUCGGGCUGGACAGCCAGUUUGCUAUGGUUGAAGUGAUGGUAACCAGUCUCAUGGACGAAUUUGACCACUGCCUGCUGAAUUUCUUUAAGCGGAAGGAGAUAGUUGUUCUUGCAGUUUGCAGUAUAGCCUUUCCUCUAGGGAUACCAUAUGUCAUGCAGAUGGGAGUCUAUGUUUUCCAGUUGAUGGACCAUUACACUGCCAUAGUGUCCAUUGUGUUCCUUGCUUUCUUUGAGGUGAUAGCCACCUGUUGGUGUUAUGGUGUCAGUCGAUUGUCAGACAACUUGGAGGAGAUGACAGGAAAGAGAGCAAAUCUCUUCUUCAGAGUGUGUUGGCUAAUAGUUGCCCCAGUGCUGAUCACAGUAAUUCUAGUGUUCUCCGUCAUCCAGUUCAAACCAGCUCGCUAUGAAGACUAUGUCUUCCCUCCCUGGGCUCAGGGGAUUGGAUGGGUCAUUGCCAUGGCCUCUAUCAUCUGGAUUCCUCUGGGAGCCAUUCACACAAUGUGUGUCCUGCCUGGCUCCUUCACACAGAGACUGAAGCUGUCGAUUACACCAUUUGCACUGAGUACGAUAUCAAAAAUGCCAUAUUAUGAGAGGGGUGGAAAAGACUCGUUUCCAGCCAUAGCAGUCAUCAGCUCAGCUCAUCUGCCAGAGAAGCCUCCUAUUCAGACAAACCUCUAAUAACCUCAGCACCUUGCACAGUCAUCAUCCUCACUAGGUCAGGGUAGUACUUUGCAUUUGACC
This is a messenger RNA of Myripristis murdjan (pinecone soldierfish), 1803 nucleotides long. Its product is annotated as sodium- and chloride-dependent GABA transporter ine. NCBI's taxonomy places the organism in Eukaryota, Metazoa, Chordata, Actinopteri, Holocentriformes, Holocentridae. Gene Ontology annotation, biological process: amino acid import across plasma membrane; nitrogen compound transport; sodium ion transmembrane transport. The transcript has 13 exons. The coding region runs from base 1 to 1740 and encodes 579 amino acids. Gene Ontology annotation, molecular function: amino acid:sodium symporter activity. The record is from RefSeq and is a predicted model, not a curated record. Gene Ontology annotation, cellular component: plasma membrane.